GUUCAGACUUGAUGACGAUACAACAUUAUACAUUCUACAUUUUGCGGACGACCAAGUAGUAGUGGCAACAGACAAGGAAGAUUUAGAAUUCAUGACGAGAUGGUUGUUUAAAACAUAUGAAGAAUGGGGCCUCUCUGUAAAUAGAAACAAAACGCAAUACUUACGCAUCGGGAAUGAAGUAGAAGAUCUAAUGGUCAACGAACAUGAAACAAUCAAGAACUGUGAGAAAUAUAUAUAUAUCGAAAAAGAGAUAGAGCAAAGAAUCGUGAAAGGAAAAAGGGUGAUUGGAUGCCUAAACCCGAUGCUAUGGUCAAGAGAACUAAUAAAUCAAAGAAAGCAUCUCCUCUUUAACUCCAUCUUUUAAAGUAUAGUGCUCUAUGGAUGCGAAACAUGGCAACUUACUAAAUCCCUUGAGCGACGCCUACUUGCAUUGGAAAUGGACUUCUGGAGAAGAUCAGCUAGAAAAUCAAGGCUUGAUAGAAUACAAAAUGACCAUAUCAGAAAUAUAAUGGGAGUCAAGUCAACCAUCAUUGACGAAAUUCAAAGGAGACAACUAAUCUGGUAUGGUCAUGUAGAAAGAAUGGACGACGACAGGCUGCCAAACCAAAUUUUAAAAUGGACGCCAAGGGAAAGAAGGAAGAGAGGAAGGCAAAAACAAUCCUGGCUGGGCGGCAUUCAGAAGGCAAUGUCGGAAAGAAACCUUCACCCUGGCGAAUGGAAUGACCGACGUAGCUGGAAACUGGGAACCAGAAGACGGAGAACGCUAUAA
Molecule: messenger RNA, 769 nt
Organism: Diabrotica balteata
Lineage: Eukaryota; Metazoa; Arthropoda; Insecta; Coleoptera; Chrysomelidae
Source: the annotation of a GenBank genome assembly